Messenger RNA from Fusarium coffeatum, 1836 nucleotides. RefSeq lists its product as uncharacterized. The record is from RefSeq and is a predicted model, not a curated record. Gene Ontology annotation, cellular component: transcription factor TFIIIC complex. Gene Ontology annotation, biological process: transcription initiation at RNA polymerase III promoter. Lineage: Eukaryota; Fungi; Ascomycota; Sordariomycetes; Hypocreales; Nectriaceae. The coding region runs from base 1 to 1836 and encodes 611 amino acids. The transcript has 3 exons.
AUGGAGGUGGAUUUAGUAUCCGACGAAAAUGACUACGAUAGCUAUGAUGAGACUCAAUUCGACGAUGACAAUGGCGAAAGAGCUUCUUCAUCUGUUCAUCCCGAUUCAGCCCCUCGAUAUACGAUCCCUGAGCGUGUCAUAGGGGCUGUUGAGAUUCCUGCUGUAGUAAACAACCCCGACCGAGCAGUCAAGACGUUUGGUCGACAUCCACAUUUGCAACAUCUUCUCGAUACUGGAAGGAAUUCAGUUCCAUUCUAUAUAACACCUGAAGAUCCAUUCUGCAAACCUAUCAUGUCUCACAAUGCUCGCAGUCAUGAUGUGGUCCUCAAAAUCACAGUCCCAAAAAGAACAGGACGAAAGAGAAAGAGAGGAACAGAUGGACCUUGGGAAGGAGAUAUCGAAGUCACCGACGAAGGCCAACCACGCGCAGACGAUGGAGUUUCUUGCUACGCUCGAUUGGAUGAUCCCAAGAUUGUUCGUCGAAAAAUGGUAGACAACAUCGGCAACUACCAUGUUGAAGCUGUGGGAGUGAUUCGAAGUACGCAUCGCUUCCGAGGACUUCACGACUUUUACUGGGACAUGUCAAAGUCCAACUUUGCACAACGAUAUGUGAAUCAAGUGCUCCCUGGAGACGUCGACAAGAUGAAGGAGUUUAAGUUCCUCCCUGGAGUUGACGAAGGUCCAAAUGUCGACAUCAUCCCACCGCCCAUGUUUACACACAUGAGUCUCCCUUUCAACUACCAAUACUCACAAAACCCGUACGUACGUGCGACUGAAGAUGGCGGCACAAUAAACACCACCGCUGUGAAGCAGGUUGGCUACUUUAUUGGUGCAGAGGACCCUUCACCAACCGAACCUCAACUCCCACCCGAUAUGACUGAUCCACGAAUGGUGGAAAUUAUGGCUGAGCUUGAAGAUGCUUUUGAGGAGCGACCGAUCUGGACUCGACGAUCUCUUCUCAAUCACCUUGGGGGCAAGCUUAAGAACUGGAAUGAACUCAAGAAAUAUCUCAACUACGCAGCCUAUCAGUUCAAGGGAGGUCCAUGGAGAGAUGGAGUGGUUCAAUAUGGUAUUGAUCCACGAACAGACCCGAAAUAUCGAAUCUAUCAGACACUCAUGUUCAAGCUUCCUAAGCAGAAGCGCGCCCAGCGUGGCCAAACAUGGAAAUCAUUACGCAAAGUCCAAAUGGGACCGCUAAAGGAGUUUCUGGAGGAACUUUCGGAGAGUCAUGUCUUUGAUGGUGAAACCUUCCACACCGAUGGAAAAGUGUGGCAGGUCUGUGAUAUCACCGAUCCUCUACUCAAAGAGCUUUUCGAGAACGCUGCUAUACGCCCUGAAUGGGAUCCAAGCAGUGGAUGGUACCAUGGUGGUCUCUGGGCCAAAGUCAAAGCGAUCAUGAAGACAAAACUCGUGGCCAUCCAGUUUGAUCGACACCUUACAAGAGAAGACUUUGCGAUGACAUUAGAAACCGGCGAUAAAACACCAGUCCGAUCAAACCAAGCAACAUUUCACCUUCCACUACCGAAUCUUCGACUCACGGACGAAGAGCUCACACAGCUGCGAGGACGACAACCCACUAAGAAGAAUAAGCAUAAGGGCUAUAGCGUGCGAGUUCGAGAUCCCAAUGCAGGACCUAAGAAGGCGACAGCUGGAGAGUCAUCGACGGUAGCUGCUUCAGAUAACCAAGAAGAAGAGGCCCGGUUGUUGGAGGAGAUGGGAUCUGGGAAUGAGGAUUCUGAUGAGGGUGAUGAAGAUGAGUCUGGUGAUGACGACGAUGAUGAUGGGGAUGGAGAUAUGAUACGGGACGAGGAUAUAGAUCCACAGAUGUUUGCGUGA